Ceratina calcarata is the source of this 1322-nucleotide messenger RNA. RefSeq lists its product as uncharacterized. The record is from RefSeq and is a predicted model, not a curated record. Bases 360 to 1322 code for a protein of 320 amino acids. The transcript has 3 exons. Lineage: Eukaryota; Metazoa; Arthropoda; Insecta; Hymenoptera; Apidae.
UCGAGAGACACCCCAAAGAGUUACAGCUUUCAAUUUAGUACUGCAAACACUCGCCGUGAGUUAAUAUCUGCCUUCCAUUUCCUGGUGUAACCUCGUCACCCGCGAAAACGACCCCGUGAAACUUGUCGCCCGAUUGUUCGGUCGCAGCGGAACCGUGAGGAUGUGAGGAAGGAUGCACCCAGAAGCAGCGCGUGAGAUCGUCGUGAUCGCCAGGAGAUGGCCGCGACGCUCGUUUCAACGUGAUCCCUCCAGGCAAGCAGGGAACGCGAGGUCCGCCGCCGAGCGAUGCACUGAGGCCCCGUCUCGUGGUGGAUUAUACACGAGCUGCAGCUAGGACAAGCAGCGAGCCAAAACUGGACAUGGAGGAGGUGCGAGGUUCCCCGGCGCGCCGUCUUUCGCAGAUCCUCGACCCGAUCGCGAGGCUCACCACCGAUUUCGGCUCGAACUCGGCCCCCUGUAGUCCCAGACUGGGCGUACGCGGCCAUGAUACAAGCGGUGGUAUCGUUCAGACGGGGUCACCAGCCGAGGCCGCGCUUCGAAGACAACAAACGGGCUCGGAGUCGAAUAGAGGCGGAUCGGCGAGCGGCCCGGAGAGUCCUCGACUCUGGCCGAGGCAGAUUCGUCAGGCUCCUGUCCCGCCACCGCGGCCCAGACACGCGAACAACAACCUGACCGCAGCGAACACUGCCUCUGGAAGUCUGUCGCCGCCGGUGCACGCGAGGGACUCGCCGUACGUGAACGUUCCGAACCUGUUGUUCCGGGAAAAGGACAAGGGUUUCGCGGAAGCUGCGAGGAGCGCAGGCUAUGUCGAGCUCAGGGACACGAAGCCAAAGUGUAGCCCGUAUGAUUUCACGUCGGAGUCCAGUGGCCACGUCGAGUACACCGACAAACGAACGUUCGCGGCACAGACUGACUUCGAUGGAUCCUCCGGUUGUUACGACGCCAAGGACCUGGCCGCGUUCGCCAGGGUCAGAUCGAACUUUGACCCCGGACCCGCGACCCGACCGGCCGGACACUUCGAUCGGGCGUACUCGCUCUCUGGUAGACAGCCUGAGCAAUCUGGCAGGAUGUACGCGGAAAAUCGGCUGUACGUCGAGCAGAGGAACACGGCAGCGGCAGCUACUUCGGAAGCGAAGAAAGAGAAGCUGGAGGGCAGACCCGCUUACGGUUCGUCCAAGAGCUUCGAUGGAUACUCGACCGCGGUGGAGGACCUUAAUUGGCAGGAGAGGUGCCUGGAGCUGCAACUCGAGCUGCACAGAAGCAGGAGCCAGGCCACCAGGGUUAGAGACAUGCUACGCGAGAAGGUCGCAGCGGAACCGUGA